AUGUCAGCUAACGACUUUUCUGCAUCUCUCAUGUUGGCAGGGAUGGACUACAUUGCCCCAUCGGAGGCCUGUACACUCCCAACAACUUUACAGCAAAGCAGUGAUGGUAGUGUUCGUCGAUACAACUCUGCUAAUGAGGCGGUAAAGAUAACUCUUCAAGAUUGUUUGGCAUGUAGUGGAUGCGUAACGACGGCAGAAGCUAUUCUUGUGAGUUCACAAAGCCGCGAGGAAAUUCUAAAGGUUCGUAACACUGAUAUUACUCGACCUUUUUUAGUUUCUAUUAGCGAUCAAUCAGCUUCGUCUAUUGCUGCUUAUUUGAAUAUUGAAACCCAUAGAGUUUUUCACAUUUUAAGUGGUUUCUUUCGUACUAUCUUAAAGGUACAAUAUGUCAUUGAUCUUCAUUGGGCACAAUUCAUCUCAGUUGAAAAGACGGCUGAGGAAUAUUGUCGUCGAAUGCGAGAAGAAAGAGAUAGACUUCCUAUGAUAGUUUCUGCAUGCCCUGGAUGGGUUUGCUACUGUGAGAAACAAGGGGCUGCAAUCCUCCCAUUACUGUGUUCCGUAAUGUCCCCACAGGGUAUUGCGGGAAGUUAUGCAAAGAGACUUCACCCACAAUUAUGCCAUAUCUCUGUUCAACCUUGUUUUGACAGAAAAUUAGAGGCGGCACGAGAUGCCUCUUCUGAGAAUGGUGAACGUUAUACUGAUUUCGUACUGAGUACACAAGAAGUUCUUGAUUGGAUGUUGGAAAUAGAUAGUUCGCUGCCAUGGAAUGAACCGUUGGACUCGAAUUUUGACCCUCCUACUAUGCUACCAUUGCAGGAGUCAGAUCGAAGAAUGGCAGCCGCUAUGGAGGGAAGUGGUGGAUAUCAUCGUUUCGCAAUGCGAUAUGCCGCACGUGAGCUUCACCACACUGAACUCGUACCUGAUAAUAUUCACUACGAGAUGAAGAGGAACUCUAAUCAUCAACUAGCUACAAGUUCUUGUAACUCUGGUGAAGUUUACUGCAUCGCAUACGGGUUUCAAAAUAUACAGAAUAUUGUACGUGGAAUGAAGCGUAAGUUGGCUUCUGUUGCAUCAUACACAUUUAUUGAACUGAUGGCAUGUCCUGACGGUUGUCUUAAUGGUGGUGGUCAAGUAAGACACAAGAAUGUGGUUUCCACUACAGAAACGAUUGCUAGGGUGAGAGAUGCUUUUGGAAAUUAUUUGUUUUCCCAAAUUCAGGAAAAGAAGUUUGACACAAAUUCGGAGGAAGUACAUGACAUACAUCAUACUAACGAAGAAGAUAAGGAUCAACUUUGUUUUUCUUUGACUGCCUUUAAAGAAGUGGAGAAAAACAUUGGUCCAUCGCUAUGGAACUGUGUUUUUCAUGACCGCCAGAAGGAGUUUGAGGCGACAUUAAAUAAUGGUGGUGUUCACAGCCUCAAAUGGUGA
This is a messenger RNA of Trypanosoma theileri, 1428 nucleotides long. Its product is annotated as putative hydrogenase. The record is from RefSeq and is a predicted model, not a curated record. Bases 1 to 1428 code for a protein of 475 amino acids. Gene Ontology annotation, molecular function: 4 iron, 4 sulfur cluster binding. NCBI's taxonomy places the organism in Eukaryota, Euglenozoa, Kinetoplastea, Trypanosomatida, Trypanosomatidae. The transcript has a single exon.